CCUGUGGCUGAAUUGUCUCUGCUCCAUGUGAAAGGUUUAUCUUCUGACACUGCUCCUCUAGUUAGUCAACCUUUCGUUCAGUGAGAGAUCCCACAACCGUGUGCGACAUUCCCAUUACCAGCAUCUAUAAAGACCCCUUGCUUGUGUGGUUCACAUCUUUCCUGCUGUUCCCUGUUGUCGCCAUGGCCAUGCUAAGAGUGUCUUCAUACCGUAAGCUGUUUGAGGAUCAGAAGUGGAACCAGGCUACAGGGCGAUGUGGAGUCCAGGCCCGCUCUGAUGUCAGGGCUGGCGUUUCAUUGAGCGAAUGCUCCGGGCCAGAUUUUGCUGCAUUUCGAACUCUAAACAAGGAGGGUGCGGCCCGAUUUGUCAGCGAGCGCUCCGUCAUCGCCGCCCUUAAUGAUCGCCUGGCUGUCCUUAUCGAUGUGGUUCGGAGUUUUGAGGAGGAGAAUGAAUGUCUGGAAGCUCAGAUCAUCAGGCUUGAGAAGAGACUGGAAUCAGAGCCGAGGUCCACCGCUGUCUGCAUCAGAGGCCCCGGAGACUACAGUUUGGAGGCUGUGAUAGAGAGACUACGCAAAGAAAAGGAGGUGAUUUUACAUGACACAGAGGAGUUGACGGGCGAGCUGCAGUGUCUGCAGAUGAAAUAUGAUGAGGUUGUUGAGCAAAGGACUCUCCUCCAGCUUGAACAGGAAGAUGUCUCAUUGGAGGUGGAUGCAAUUACCACUGACUGCCUGGCCCUUCAAGAGCAAGUGGCCAUCUAUGAGGAGCAGCUGGACGCUAUGGAGAGGCAGCACAAAUUGAGGGUGGAGAACCUGAGUGAGCCCAGGACUCGAGAUGAAAGUUUUCCUAUUGUAUCUCUGCAAUUUCCCUCUGUUGAUAUCACUCCUGCUAUCGUGGACAUUAAGGAGUACUACAGUGAGCUGGCCAAGAGCUUAAAGUUUGAAUCCAGAACCUCGAGUGCCAUGACCAUUGGUGCUGUAGGAAAGGAGAAACAGUUGGCUAAGCUGACUGGAGGACAAGUAAAGGAUGUCUCCAAAGAGAUGGACGUCAAUGCUCUUAAGGACCUGAUUGCAGAGCUGCAGAAAGAGGUGGCUGAGCUUGAGAUGUGUGGGGAAGAGCUGGAGGCUGAAAUCGAGACCAAGAGAGCCAAAUACCUGGAGGAAAUAGACGAGUUAGAGAGUUACAUUUUUCAGCUUGAGGAGGAAGAGGCUGAUCUGCAUCUCCAGAUGAAGGAGCAGAGUGCAGACAAUGAAGAGCUGCUUAAACAGAAGAUGGCUCUGGACAUAGAGAUUGCUGCUUACAGGGGAUUGGUGGUGGAAGAAGAGGAGAGACUGAGCUGCCUGUAAGAUCUAAGAGAAGAAGUGAGAGAAUGCUCACCUUUAGACUGAAGCCAACAUAAAGAAACACUAAAACCAACAUACAGUUCAACCCUUAACCAUAAGCCACACAAAUCAGAAAAGAAAACAGCUGUUGGACACACUUAACCCUCUGAGCAGAUGUAAACCUUCACUGACAGACAAACAUCUGGGAGUUUGUGCAAGCUCAUUGAUAACGGGUCACCAAUGGGUAACCGGAGGUCUUCAAGCAUCAGCCCUGUUUUGCAUAAAAGAGCGUUGGAAAUGUAUAAAUUCCACAUCUACAUUGGGUUUCAUUUUGCUUAUAGGCCUGUCAAUGAUACACAUGCAUACAUAAACACACAUUAACUCUCCUUUCUCAAUCUGACCGUUCAUUCUCUGAGUCUUAUCACUCUGCAAAUACAAGCUGAUGAUACACUUUUUACCUUCAACAUUUCAUGUGCCAUCCAAGAGCUCUCAGUUACAGAUAAGCACAAAUUUCCAAACAAUUGUUUUACUUUAUUUUCAUUGACUUCUCAUUUAGCUUUUUGCAAACUUUCUUUCUUAAUUUUUUCUUCAACAGUUUGACUGUGCUUACUGACUCUUGUUGUCUCUUCUAUGCAACCAAUAAAUCUUUGCCUUUUGAAAUCA
This is a messenger RNA of Paramisgurnus dabryanus, 1982 nucleotides long. It is a transcript of the gene vimr2, whose product is annotated as vimentin-related 2. Gene Ontology annotation, biological process: intermediate filament organization. The record is from RefSeq and is a predicted model, not a curated record. Gene Ontology annotation, molecular function: structural constituent of cytoskeleton. Gene Ontology annotation, cellular component: intermediate filament; cytoplasm. Lineage: Eukaryota; Metazoa; Chordata; Actinopteri; Cypriniformes; Cobitidae.